AUGAAAUCCUGCAACGUGGUCAUUAAAGGAGACUUCGAGACGGUCAAGAUCUGCGACGUGGGCGUGUCCCUGUUUCUGGAUGAGAACAUGAAAGUUUCAGACCCGAAGGCGGAGUACAUCGGCACCGAGCCCUGGAACCCCAAGGAGGUGAUGGAGGGAGGACCGGUCUCUGACAAGGCCGACGUCUUUGCAUUUGGACUGACGCUCUGGGAGAUGAUGACCCUGUCCAUGCCACAUCUGGACGCUCUCGACGAGGAAGAGGACGAGGAGGAUGAUGAAGGUGACGAGAGCUUUGACGAGGACGCGUAUUACGAGCGGCUCGGGACUCGGCCUGCGCUGGACGCAGAGGCUCUGGGCGCCCCCUACAGGAGGAUGGUGGAACUGUUCUACGUCUGCACAGAGGAAGACCCCCAGAAGCGGCCCUCGGCCUCUCAGAUCGUCCAGGCUUUAGAAGGAAACAGCGCCCCCCAGAGCCACGAGGUCAUCGUCAUCGACUGA
This is a messenger RNA of Knipowitschia caucasica, 498 nucleotides long. The record is from the annotation of a GenBank genome assembly. Lineage: Eukaryota; Metazoa; Chordata; Actinopteri; Gobiiformes; Gobiidae.